CCCCGGAGGUCACCCUCUACUUUAGUUUAUAUCCUUUGUGCUUCAAACAGUGAGACAAUUUGUUCAACACGCUUGUCAAACAAACGUUAAACUUAUCAGGACUUCAAACUGGAAUAUUAGUUUUGUAAAAUAAUAGUUAGCAAUACAAGUAGGAUUAAUGGAGACUGUACCAAAGGAUUUGAGAGGUUUACGAGCUUGUAUGGUGUGUUCUUUAAUCAAGACAUUCGACCAAUUUGAAAUGGAUGGCUGCGAAAAUUGCGACGAAUUCUUACGAUUGAAGAACAACAAAGACAAUGUAUUCGAUUGCACCAGCUCCAAUUUUGAUGGGAUGAUUGCAGCAAUGAGUCCAGAAGACAGCUGGGUGUGUAAAUGGCAGAGAAUAAAUCGUUUUACGAAAGGAGUCUACGCCAUUUCAGUCUCUGGACGACUCCCCCCAAACAUAAUAAGAGACAUGAAGAGUCGAGGAAUAGUCUACAGACCACGAGACACAUCACAGAGAUAAAGUUACAUAAAAGAGAGACCGAUUAACGAAUUUGAUAUCAUUUAUCGAUUUUUUACGACUCGCAACAUGGAAUACAAUGUCUGUAGCCUAGCAGACGUUUCGAAGAUUCUUUCUGCGUGGAAUUGAGAAGAUAAAACAUUCAUUAGGAUUGGUGAAGUUAUCAUGGGGGUACGUCGACAGCUACAACACAGACCAGUACAAACUACAAGAUUUUUUCAUUAUCUCAAGUUCACUGACGACGAGUCCGUAAAAAUUUAUUAGGAGGAAGAGUGUUUAUUUUUUCAAGGAAACAAUCACAAAUAAUUAUGUUACUAUAUCUCUUUUACAAAUUGGUUUAAGUAAAAAUGAAUAUUUAAUCAAAA
Messenger RNA from Diachasmimorpha longicaudata, 864 nucleotides. It is a transcript of the gene spt4, whose product is annotated as transcription elongation factor SPT4. Gene Ontology annotation, biological process: transcription elongation-coupled chromatin remodeling; regulation of transcription elongation by RNA polymerase II. The record is from RefSeq and is a predicted model, not a curated record. Lineage: Eukaryota; Metazoa; Arthropoda; Insecta; Hymenoptera; Braconidae. Bases 158 to 502 code for a protein of 114 amino acids. Gene Ontology annotation, molecular function: zinc ion binding; RNA polymerase II complex binding. Gene Ontology annotation, cellular component: nucleus; DSIF complex. The transcript is spliced from 4 exons.